GCAGGACGACAUCGUGCAGAUCAUGUUCGCUAGCCACCACAAGACCGGCACCAACCUGGGCCUGGAGCUCGAGGCGUGCUUCGCGGGCGUGUCUCCCCUCACCGCGGACAUGGCGAGUAAGGCCAAGCGGUGCAAGGAGGAGCGCACCCUGGACGACCUGACCUGGGACGGAACCAUACCGCCCAGCUGCGACCGCCUGGUGCACUUCGUGCGCACCCCGCGCGAGGUCGUGCGCUCCGCGUACCUUUACCACCGGCAGCUGCCCCCCGUCGAGCCCUGGCUGGCCAGGCCCGCGGUGGAGAUCCUGGGCGAGGCCGUGCCGGACAACCCCUUCUUCCCUGGCGAGACGUACAACCAGUACCUGGCCCGGGUGCCGAUCCCCGUGGGCGUGUACGCGGAGAUGAAGUUCCAGUUCGAGGACAAUUUCAGAACGAUGGAGCUCGCCUACAACGCCUCGAAGGACGACUCGCGCGUCCAGACGGUGUGCCUGGAGGACGCCUGGAUGAACUAUGAGAAGAUGGUCAGCGACAUGGCUCGGCACCUGAAGCUGCCCUGCAGCAAAUCGGUCCGGAGAUGCACUGAGCAGCACAACCCGGGCAAGCACACUUUCGGAACGCACACCACCCAUGGCACUCUGACGCAGACAGAGACGGCCCAGCUGAGGGAAAUCAUCGCCCAGCACGACGAAAUGUGGUUCGACGGUAAGUUCGGUAAGUCCCCAUUAGCAGACAUGUGCAAAUCCAAGAUUAAGCAUAGUCGCAGGACAGAUGCUGAGACUUACGAUGAGUGGCUGGAGGAUUUCGCGUGA
Prorocentrum cordatum is the source of this 808-nucleotide messenger RNA. Lineage: Eukaryota; Dinophyceae; Prorocentrales; Prorocentraceae. The record is from the annotation of a GenBank genome assembly.